This is a messenger RNA of Eremothecium cymbalariae DBVPG#7215, 948 nucleotides long. RefSeq names its product cyclin-dependent protein serine/threonine kinase inhibiting protein SIC1 (gene SIC1). Lineage: Eukaryota; Fungi; Ascomycota; Saccharomycetes; Saccharomycetales; Saccharomycetaceae. Bases 1 to 948 code for a protein of 315 amino acids. The record is from RefSeq and is a predicted model, not a curated record. The transcript has a single exon.
AUGACGCCUGCCACACCCCCAAGGUCGAGAAGUACAAGAUAUUCAAAGGAGCUUGAUAAGAAUGGAUCACUUCUUAAAACUCCCCAUAGGGGUGCGACAGAGGUUAGCCAAUGUGGUGGUCCAAUUACUCCAGGGUCGAUAACCCGUAAGCCUGUGAUGCUACUAGGGAAUGCACUUGUUCCCGAUCUUCGUUCUGAGCGUGUUAUAACAUCUCCUUCGAAGUGUUUAAAAUCACCUGAAUAUACUCCCCGCAGGUCUCGCCACCGAAGGCGCUCAGGCAUUCUUGAUGCUGAAUUGCCAUCCACAAAUCGUGUUUUGUUUCCGGUGAAUUUGAAAGACAGUCUGAUACCGUCGGGUAGGCUGGGUGGGAAAAAACCUUGUGCUUCUAAACUGCUAUCAUAUGAGAAUGGUGUCAAAUCUACAUCGCCUGAAGUUACGUCGUUACUGCUAUCCCCAAAGAGGGCUGGCGUUUUUAGUUCCGGCAUAGAGUGUGAAAACGACGGCGAUUCUGAGGCACACGAUCCUGAUGAAACGUGCUGGGACAAUACACAUAAACGGAAAUAUGCGAAGCAUACGCCUGGAACGCCUACCGAUAAGCUGAUAUCAUUUCAACUUGCUAAAGAUUGGAAUAACAAUUCUGCAUUUCUUUCCUCCUCUGAAGAAGAACACGAACCUAUCAAUGUCAAAAAAAUCAAGUUACCGAAUCCAUUUCUAUCUGAUGAAUUUGCAAACUUUGCAUUGAGGAGACAGCGGGGUAGGCAGCUUUUACUUGAUAAUCCCGAUAUUGAGUCAACUGUGACUCUCGUAAAUAAGAAAGGAAAAGUCGUCGAGAAACGGGAAUUAACGCCUGAUGAAUUAGAUCGGUUUAAACCGAAAAUGUUAUUUUUAAAGGAGUUAGAGGAUGAAAAUGAGAAGCACAUAGAAGAACAAGGCAAGUGUCUGCAAUAA